Messenger RNA from Eublepharis macularius, 2998 nucleotides. RefSeq names its product denticleless E3 ubiquitin protein ligase homolog (gene DTL). Gene Ontology annotation, molecular function: protein-macromolecule adaptor activity; protein binding. The record is from RefSeq and is a predicted model, not a curated record. The transcript is spliced from 15 exons. NCBI's taxonomy places the organism in Eukaryota, Metazoa, Chordata, Lepidosauria, Squamata, Eublepharidae. Gene Ontology annotation, cellular component: nucleus. Bases 49 to 2220 code for a protein of 723 amino acids. Gene Ontology annotation, biological process: mitotic G2 DNA damage checkpoint signaling; proteasome-mediated ubiquitin-dependent protein catabolic process.
UGAGCAGUGGUUUAGUCUUCAUUUGAGCCAUUUGGCGCGGCUGUCCUCAUGUUGUGUCGGUCUCUUAUUAACCGCUCCCGGACCGGGCCACGUGGUCUGCUGCCACAGUUUCCCCUACACCAUCUCUUAGAUUGUUAUCAGUGUGCUAAAACAGAUGACCACCCGUCCUAUGGAGAAAUGGAAAUGCUGGUUCCUCCUUUUGGCUGCACCUUUUCAACUGUUCCAGACCUGCAGCACAUACUUGCUGUUACCAAUGAAGAUGGAUUUGUUAGGCUGUAUGAUACCCAAACACAAGCAAGUGACAAGCAGGUUUUUAGAGAGUGGCAAGCACACACCAAUGCUGUUUUUGAUCUGGCCUGGGUGCCCAAUGAUCACAAAAUUGUUACUGUUUCAGGAGAUCAAACAGCAAAAGUGUGGGAUGUAAAAACUGGUGAACUCUUGGGGACGUGCCGAGGACAUCAGUGCAGCCUCAAGUCUGUUGCUUUUUCCAGAUUUGAGAGAGCUGUGUUCUGUACUGGAGGAAGGGAUGGAAACAUCAUGGUUUGGGACACCCGCUGCAACAAGAAAGAUGGGUUUUACAGACAAGUGAAGCAAAUAAGUGGAGCCCACAACGUAAUGGACAAACAUAUGCUCUCCAAACUGAAGAAGAAAAAACAGAGCGGGAGAGGACUGGCUCCUUCAGUGGAUUUCCAGCAGAGUGUAACAGUGGUGCUACUUCAAGAUGAACACACCUUAAUUUCUUCAGGAGCAGUUGAUGGUGUAAUCAAGGUAUGGGACCUGCGCAAGAUCUAUACCACAUAUCGGCAGGAUCCAGUGCCAUCCAGAUCUUUCAGCUACCCUGGGACUAGCACACGUAAACUUGGUUAUUCUAGUCUUGUUUUGGACUCCACUGGUACCAGCCUCUUUGCUAAUUGCACUGAUGACAGUAUAUAUGUGUUCAAUAUGUCAAGUGCAAAGGCCACCCCAGUACUGACUUUCAGCGGACAUCAGAACUCCAGUUUCUAUGUCAAAUCAGGCAUCAGCCCAGAUGACCAGUUCUUGAUUAGUGGCUCAAGUGACCAGUACGCCUAUAUCUGGAAGGUGUCCAAGCCCCAACUUCCUCCUGUAAUGCUCUUUGGUCACAUGGAAGAAGUCACUUCAGUUGCCUGGUGUCCUUCUGAUUUCUCUAAGAUUGCCACAUGUUCAGAUGACAACACCAUCAAGAUUUGGCGCUUAAGACGAGGCAAGGAAGGCAAGUUGAUGGACAAAAGCAAUUUGAUGGGUUGGCCCUGUCAGAGGAAAGUUAGAGAACAAAAUGAAAUAGAAAUUAUAAGCAGCCAGCAGAGUACUCCUGCUAAAGUUACGGCAGUGGGCAGCCCCCAUAUUUCUUCACCACAGCCUGCAGCUUGUGCUCCAGCUUACAUGGGAGAUCUUCCUCUUUCCACCAACACACCAACAUCAUCUUCUGUCAACCCCCCAGCCACUGUGGCCUACACACCAGCAAGGCAAAGGGAAGCCCCUUCUGGCACUUCACCCAAAUCAGCACCUCCCUCAGUGAUGUCCAUCAGGCACUGGAUUACCAAGGCUCCAAACUUAUCUCCUCCAUUGAAGGGAUCAAAGACACUUUCUCCUCGAAAGGCCCUGGCAGAAAUUUCUCAGAUUCUACCUGGGGUCCCUUCUACUCCUAAAUCCAUACAUUUGCCAUCUGAAACACGAGCCAAGAGGAGACUAGAAUCCAGUGAGGACAGUAAUGCAAAACGAAAGUGCCCCAAAAGUUGCAACUGUGUGACUGACCCUGAUCAAGAUCCUAAAAAAUCCAGACUGGAACAGUAUACUCUGCCAGUAAAUUCAAAGUCUUGUGGUGAAGACUGUCUGACUCUUAAUGGAAUAGCAAAGGCCACUCAAAGCCAGAAGGAAUCUUCCCCUCCUAGACAUCCAUAUUCUGCAGCAGGCUUGACAGAUCUCCCAGUUCCUCUCAAGGUUUCUUGUGGCAAAAUGCUUGACAAGGAAAAUGGUUCUGAUGACAAAAACUGGCUGUCUGCUCUGGGGGACAAGCUGCGGACUAACAAAUUUGGGGGCCAGAAUGGAUCAGGCAAUAGUGUUAAGUUGUCACAGAGUUCUAGCACAAGACGACAGGAACCUGGGGCAGGAAUUGGUUCACCAGCAUCGCAGCUUCCAACUUGUUCCGUACCCAUGCGAAAGAUAUGCACAUACUUCCAGCGAAAAUCACAAGAAGAUUAAGCAGUGUUCUGCAUUUGCUGGCAUGUUUUGAUAUACUUUACACUACUGAAAAUGAAUUGUGUAUCACCCAUAGAAAGAGACAACAGUGUUCUCAGAGUUGAAAGUUUUGUUCCCAUGUUUAUUUUAAUUCUUUUAAAAUCUGUUACCCAUUUAUUGCGUAAUAUUAGGUAAGACAUCAGCUAAAAGUUCUAGUUUUUACAAAUAUUUCUACCAGUAUUAUCAUUCUGUCCAUAUUUCUUCUUUGGAAAUGGCCAUUAAGAUAUGGUGCUGCAAUAUUAAAUACUGUUUCUCUCUAUGUGUGUAUAUGUAUAUUGUCAUAAAAGUACUUGAAAUGCCUUCAGUUUCAGAGGACAGUGUAGCAAAGUUAGCGUUCUGCUUGUAGUGAUGAAAUGGGUGAACCAGUCCCCUGGAUUACUGUCUCCAUAAUGUGAAGCACUGAGUUUACCCUUGUUGUAAAUGACAUUGUAAAUGAGACCUUGUUUUUUGUGAACAUGAAGCUUCUUAAAAUUGCUGACUCUUUCAUUUCACUUCUACUAGAGCAUAUGUAAACAGAGUGGAAGUUAUAGAAACAAAUUGAAAAAUAAUAGGAAAAGGUCUGAUGUUUGUACCCCAAAACCUCUUUCAUGUUAACUCUGCUGUGUGCUCUUGAGGGCGUGCAAGGGUCUAUGAGUAAUUUAGAAUAUGAGCAUCACAUACAACUCACAGUGGUGUGGAAAGUAUCAUAUCAUGUGACAUGCUCAUAAGUGGAAAACUUUGGCGUUAACUGAGAACUCACAGC